This is a messenger RNA of Larimichthys crocea (large yellow croaker), 1422 nucleotides long. It is a transcript of the gene ccdc3a, whose product is annotated as coiled-coil domain containing 3a. The coding region runs from base 372 to 1262 and encodes 296 amino acids. Gene Ontology annotation, biological process: negative regulation of gene expression. Lineage: Eukaryota; Metazoa; Chordata; Actinopteri; Sciaenidae. The transcript is spliced from 3 exons. The record is from RefSeq and is a predicted model, not a curated record. Gene Ontology annotation, cellular component: extracellular region.
CGUGCGCUCUGGUGAAGCCUGUCUCUCUCUCAGCAGACAGAUGAGAUGGAAACGCUGGGAGCGCAGCAACAGGUUGGAGUUGUUGAAGUUUCUGCAGAUUGAUUGGACUGUUUCGUUUUCUGUGGCAAAGGGGAGAAGAUCUGAACAUCAACGAGUUUAGUUCAUGGACAAAAAGCACUGUGGAUGAAUUUUGUGCUUUAGAGUUAAACAUUUUAGACUUUUUGUUCAAGUAGAGCAUCCUCAAGCGUCAAGGUAACCAUCACCAUUUUUAACUUACUUUUAUCAGCUUGGAUGCUUGAAGGAACCUUUUCACACUUUCUUCACUGAAGCAUCACCACAGGGUUUACAGACUACUUGCAUCCACCUUCGGGAUGUUUUCCACGGCUCUCCUCUUUGCAGCGCUCGGCGUUUUUACGCAUCUGGGCACUUUUACGCACGGGUGCCAGCUCCCCUCCGAGUGGCGUCCCCUAAGCGAGGGCUGCAGAGCCGAGCUGGCGGAGAUCAUCGUGUACGCCCGGGUGCUGGCGAUCCACCGGGAGCCUCUGGGCGGCGGGGUGGGCAGCUUGUACAACUCUCUGCCCUUUGGGUUCGGGUACGGGUACGAGGGCGCGGAGGAAGGGCUGUUGUACUCUGCGGAAGUGGAGCUGCUGUGCGACCAGGCCUGGGGAAGCAUGCUGGAGGUGCCUACUGGAUCGAGACUUAACCUGACCGGACUGGGGUACCUGUCCUGCCAGUCCCACACCGUGAUGGAGAACUACUCCUACUUCUUCUUCCUCAGGAUGGACGAGAACUACAACAUCCUCCCCCACGGCGUCAACUUCCAAGACGCAAUCUUCCCCGACACGUCCGAGAACAGGCGCACGUUCUCCAGCCUCUUCCAGUUCUCCAACUGCACCCAAGGGAGUCAGCCUUUCCACACCUUCAGCCCUGAGUGGGACACCCAGGAGGACAGCAGGCUGCUGUGCUCCUCGGUGCAGGCCGCCCUGUUCGAAGAGGAGGAGCGAGCCCGCAAGCUGCAGGAGCGCCUGGCCGCGGCGGAGAGGAGGAACCGGCAGCUGAAGGAGCGUGUUCGCAAGGUGAAGCGCUCGCUGAGGAACGCCCGCAAGGCUGUGCGCAAGGCCGAGCAGGAGGCGCAGCAGCUGCAGGAGAAGCUGAAGGCUGCAGAGCGGAGGGCAGGGCAUCACCUCAACACCAUAACACAGGAGGAGCCUCCACCCAGCCGCUAUGCGAGCACGGCGAUGCGCCAGCGCAUGCAACUUUAACCAAUCCCACCUGCCCCAAACUGCCACCCAACUGGACUGAAAAAAUGGCUGUGGAGAGUGAGAGACUGCUGGGCGGUCUCUGUGUAAGGGCACUUGUCACAUAUGAGUUAACACACCUUUAGUCAUAAUCUGCAGUUUUCUUGUAAAUAAACAACCUUUU